Passer montanus (Eurasian tree sparrow) is the source of this 2583-nucleotide messenger RNA. It is a transcript of the gene PCYOX1, whose product is annotated as prenylcysteine oxidase 1. Lineage: Eukaryota; Metazoa; Chordata; Aves; Passeriformes; Passeridae. Gene Ontology annotation, molecular function: prenylcysteine oxidase activity. The record is from RefSeq and is a predicted model, not a curated record. Gene Ontology annotation, biological process: prenylcysteine catabolic process; prenylated protein catabolic process. The transcript is spliced from 6 exons. Bases 73 to 1563 code for a protein of 496 amino acids.
GACUCCGCUGCCCAGAGCCGGCCCGGGCCGCGCUCCCGGCCCGCCCCUCGCCCUCUGCCCUUCUCCGCCGCCAUGCCGGGCCUCGGCCGGCUCCUGCUGCUGCUCUCCGCGCUCUGCCCGCCCGCCCGCAGCCUCCGCCAUGGGCCCUCCAAGAUCGCCGUGGUGGGCGGCGGGAUCGGCGGCUCGGCCGCCGCGUAUUUCCUGCGGCAGAAGUUCGGCCGCAGCGUGCAGCUGCACGUGCUGGAGAAGGCAGCGGUGGGCGGCCGGCUGGGCACGCUGGACGUGGAGGGGGCCAGCUACGAGUCAGGGGGGUCCGUGAUCCACCCCCUCAACCUGCACAUGAAGCAUUUUGUCAAGGAGCUGGGCCUCUCGGUCGCCUCACCCCAGGGCAGCCUGGCGGGCGUUUACAACGGGGAGGAAUUUGUGUUUGAGGAGAGCAGCUGGUCCUUCAUCAACCUCCUCAGGCUGCUGUGGCACUAUGGCCUCAACCCCCUGCGCAUGUCCAUGUGGGUGGAGGACAUCCUGGACAAGUUCAUGAGGAUCUACCGGUACCAGAUGCACGACUACGCCUUCAGCAGCAACGAGCGCCUGCUGCACGCCCUGGGCGGCGACGACUUCGCGCGGCUGCUCAACCAGAGCAUCGACCAGGCCCUGCAGGAGGCAGGCUUCUCCCAGAAAUUCAUCAACCAGGUGGUGUGCCCGGCCAUGAGGGUGAACUACGGCCAGGGGGUCACCGUCAAUGGCUUUGUAGGUGCUGUGUCCCUGGCUGGGGUGCAGUCAGGCCUUUGGUCUGUCAAAGGGGGGAACAAACUUGUGUGCUCUGGCCUCAUCUACUCCUCCAAGGCCGAGGUUAUCCCAGGAACAGUGGUGUCCAUCGAGCCAAAAACCAGGCACAAGCGUGGCGGGGACGUGGUGAAGCUCUACGAGGUCACCUACAACACGUCCUCGGGGCUGACAGGGGACACCUACGACAUCGUCGUCAUCGCGGCCCCGCUCGGCCGCAGGAUGGCCAACAUCACCUUCCGCAACUUCGACCCUCCCGUCCCGGAAUUCCUGAACCCCUACCACCAGACCGUCACCACCCUGGUGCACGGGCGCUUGAACACCUCCUUCUUCGGCUACCAGGACCCCCAGGCCUUUCACCUGGGGGCCAUUUUCACCACGGACAACCCCAAACUGUUCAUCAACAGCCUGGGUGUGGUGUCCCCCGUGGGGGACACGGGCGCGGGCGGGAAGCCGCCGUUGCCGUCGGCCGUCUGGAAGGUGUUUUCCAACGAAGAGCUCACCAAGGAGCAGCUCAGUCUGCUCUUCUCCUCCUACGACUCGGUGAAGGUGAAGCCGUGGCUGGCGUAUCCCCAGUACAGCGCCGCCGAGAAGUUCCCUCCCAUCAUCCUGCACGAGCAGCUCUACUACCUGAACGGGCUGGAGCGCGCCGCCAGCGCCAUGGAGAUGAGCGCCAUCGCCGCCCGCAACGCCGCCCUGCUCGCCUUCCACCGCUGGCACGGCCACAGCGCCAGCGUCGACCAGGAGGACCUGCACGAGAAGCUCAAAACGGAGCUCUGACACGCCCCCAGGGCUUAAUUAACACUAACGAACGCUGUGCCUCGCCCCUCUAAGGAGGUGUUCUGUAGGAUCGCGGAAUCCUUACGGUUGGAAGGUCUUUAAGAUCAUCAUGACCUUCAAGAUCUUCAAGAACAUCAAGAUGCUGUAAUUAACUCUAGUGAACUCCAUACUUGGUCCCUCCAUGCACGUGUUUCAUAGGAUCAUGGGAUCCUUAAGGUUGGAAGAUCUUCAAGAUCGUCAAGACCUUCGAGAUCCCAUAAUUAACAUUAAUGAACUCUCGGCUUCGCCCCUCCAAGGAGGUGUUUCGUAGGAUCAUGGGAUCCUUAAGGUUGGAAGACACUCAAGAUCAUCAAGACCUUCAAGAUGCCGCAAUUAACAUUCAUGAACUCUGUGCUCCGCCCCUCCAAGGAGGUGUUUCAUUGGUUCAUGGGAUCCUUAAAGUUGGAAGAGCAUCAAGAACUUCAAGACCAUCAAAACCUUCCAAGACUUUCAGGAUCAUCAAGACCCUCAAGCUCAUCAAGGCCUUCAAGUCCAACCAUGAGCCCAACCACGUUCACCAUUGACGAUGUCCUCAAGUGCCACGCCCAUGCAUUUUUUGGAAACUUGCAGGGAUAGUGACUCUACCACAGCCUAGGCUGACAGCCCUUCCUUCCCCAUACCUCAUCUUGACGUCCCCGGUGCCACCUGGAAGCUGUUUGGCCAGCUCUGGAGGGAGCAGGAGCAGGGAAGCGUUCCCAAGUAAGCCAUUUUCCUCACACAAACUCCUUGAUUUAUCCCUGUCUGAGGUUAGGGAAUUCAUUGGAAGUGCCACAUUGACCCCAAAAGUGCCCUCCAGCUGGAAUGUCGACUCCCUGCUGUCCGUCCCUCUGCCCCAACUCUUCCUGCCAAAGAGUAAUUCCUCAGGGUGGCAAUGGGGGAAUGGGGUGCUGGGAGCUGCCAAAAUGGGUGGGAAAGAGGAAAAACCACCAAUAUCCAUUGCUGUGUUCAGGUAUGAAGGAGUAAAUAAAGAAUUGAACAAUG